Pyricularia grisea is the source of this 1638-nucleotide messenger RNA. RefSeq lists its product as uncharacterized. The coding region runs from base 1 to 1638 and encodes 545 amino acids. Gene Ontology annotation, biological process: steroid biosynthetic process. The transcript is spliced from 2 exons. Gene Ontology annotation, molecular function: 3-beta-hydroxy-Delta5-steroid dehydrogenase (NAD+) activity. NCBI's taxonomy places the organism in Eukaryota, Fungi, Ascomycota, Sordariomycetes, Magnaporthales, Pyriculariaceae. The record is from RefSeq and is a predicted model, not a curated record.
AUGCCGCGGACUACUCGACAGACUAGAUCCAAGGCGGUCACGGCAGCCUCGGCGAAAGCAAAAGCACUAGCCGCAACAAUCGCCGCAUCAUCUGCUACGAAUCCCACCACACCACCAGCCGUCACUCCGCCGCCGCCGCCGCCGACGCUGCUCUUCAGAGACGCGGCGGCGUGGGAGUCGUGGCUGGAGGAGAACCACAAAGGCACCGAGGGCCUCGGCGUUGUGUGGCUCAAGAUCGGCAAGAAGAGCUGUCCGGAGCCGACGGUGACGUACGACGAGGCCGUCGAGCUGGCCCUGUGUUUUGGUUGGAUAGACGGGCAGCGAAAGGCCCUGGACGAGCACUUCUUCAUCCAGAGGUUUACCCCGCGCCGCAGGAAGAGCAUCUGGUCCAAACGCAACGUCGCGAGGGUUGGGGUGCUAAAGAAGGCCGGGAGGAUGCGUCCGGCGGGUCAGGUCGAAGUUGAUGCCGCCAUGGCUGACGUCGUCAACCUGAAGAUGGCAUCAAACUCGAAGCCCUUACUUGGCGAUGUGCUCGUCACAGGAGGAUGUGGCUUCCUGGGCUACUACAUGGUCCGUCAGUUACUCGAAGACAGUGAAUGUGGUGCUGUGCAUGUGCUAGAUCGUGAUACCACCCACAACCGCAUCGACGGCGCCAAUUAUGUCAAGGCUAGCAUCACCGAUGAGGAAAAAGUGCGGGCGCUCAUCAUCAAUGAACUACGUCCGCGAGUCAUUUUCCACUGUGCAUCGCCCAACUUCAGCUACCCUACCCUCAGCGCAGGGACAAAUGACCAGUAUGUCAGCAACGUCAAGGGCACUGAGAUACUGCUGAAGGCGGCAAAAGACAGCCCACACACGGAGGCAUUUGUGUUCACAUCGAGCGUGGAUAUGUACUCGGGCGCACCGCACAACAACGCCGACGAAACACAAGCCACCUGGAAGGAUGACGACUGGAACCCCGGUGUCGACGCAUAUCGCCAGAGCAAAGCCAUCGCGGCAAGGCGAGUGAUCGUAGCAAACGCCAGCGAUGGAACCGGGCCGGGCAAGCUCAAGACUACAUGUCUUGCUUUGGCGCACAUGUAUGGCGUCCGCGACUCUCAGCUUACACGGGCCAUGAUCGACAAUUACGCUGCAGAGGGCACGCCGCUCGUGAUGAUCGGCAAAGGUGAAAACAUGGUCAGCGUCGUGUCUUCGGAGAAUGCGGCAGCGGCGCAUCUACUCGCGGCGAAAGCCCUACUGGACCCAUCUCGUGCCAAUGGCAAAGUCGCAGGGGAGACGUUCAACGUGGCCGAGGACCCGCCCAUCUUGUUCUGGCACCACAUGCGGACGCUCUGGAAAGCGGCUAGGGGAGAGGCCGCAGUGAAGCAGGCCUGGACGAUGCCCGGGUGGGUGAUGGAGUUGAUUGCUUUUUGUGUCGAGUGGAUGCUCCGCAUCCUUACGCUUGGAUUCGUGAGGCCGCCGACCAUGCUCAGCAGGACAUCCGUGAGCUACGUUUUGUACUCUCACACAUAUGAUUCUCGCAAGCUGAGGGAUGUGCUUGGAUUCCACCCCAAGUCCUCAGACCACGACAAGAUUGUUGAUGAGGCGGUUAAGUGGGAGUUGCAGAGGAGGCAAGAGUUGAAGGGGAGGAAGCAGGAGUAG